AUGACGACACAAUCAGAAAAUCAAAGUUCAAUGAUAUCAACAGCAACAGGCACUAUUCCACGAAAAACUAGAAAGCUGUCAAUACCAACAAAGCCUACUGCUCCCACCAAAACAGCUGCUGCUACAGUUAUGGAGUAUAUUGUUAACCGAAAUAAAAGUAUUAACUGCCCACCACCAACGCAGCACCUUGUUGAAGCUUUCUUAGCAGGGAUAGCUCCAGCUUUAAAAAAAUUAUCCGCACAAGAGUGGCAUUUCGCCAAAACUGAAAUAUUUGCUACUGUCCAAAAAUUCGAAUUUAAUAUGUUGAACAGACAACAACAAUUUCCUUGCACAGCUCCUAAUUAA
Molecule: messenger RNA, 345 nt
Organism: Psylliodes chrysocephalus
Lineage: Eukaryota; Metazoa; Arthropoda; Insecta; Coleoptera; Chrysomelidae
Source: the annotation of a GenBank genome assembly